Rotaria sordida is the source of this 372-nucleotide messenger RNA. NCBI's taxonomy places the organism in Eukaryota, Metazoa, Rotifera, Eurotatoria, Philodinida, Philodinidae. The record is from the annotation of a GenBank genome assembly.
AUGUCAACAAUUGAAAGUGAUAAAACUGAAUCUAAAACAGUAAAUUUUGAUGAAACAAAUUUAAGUCCAACACGUCCAAGUGGUGAUUCUGAAAAUGAUGGAAAAAUUGUUUUUCUUCUUAAAGCAGCAGGUGGUGCACCAAUAUUAAAAAAGAAAAAAUGGGCAUUACCAAGAUCAAAAACUAUCGGUCAUAUUGUUGAAUUUCUAAAAAAAUAUAUGCAAUUAGAUGUUGAACAACAAAAACAAUUAUUUCUUUAUGUUAAUCAAACAUUUGCACCUGCAUUUGAUACAACUAUUGGUGCAGUUAAUGAUUGUUUUAAUAGUGAAGGAAUACUUGUUUUACAUUAUACAUUUACACCAGCAUGGGGAUAA